AUGUCUCCACUGGUGAAGUCUAUCCUUCUGGUCCCCCUUCCUCUCUCCCAUCUUGCUGGUGCUCGCGCACCUAUUUCCCACCUCCAGACCUCCUUCCCCGAACUGGGAGUUGCCCGCCCUUCCGUUUCCGGCGCGUUUGCCCCCUCGGUGGCGCCUUCCGUGGAGGUUGAAGGAGGUGGAUCGGGUGUCCCCCAUUCUGCGGCUGAGGAGGCUGCGGCUGCUGGCCAGUCCUGCUCGUUCACUGACUCUGCCCUUCGCACCGCUUUUGAUCGCGCUGAUAGCACUCUCUCCGACGUUCGCACCCUCCUUUCGUCCCGCGAGGUCGACCUCCAGCGCUCCCAGGAGGAGUCGGCCUUUUGA
Molecule: messenger RNA, 360 nt
Organism: Schizophyllum commune H4-8
Lineage: Eukaryota; Fungi; Basidiomycota; Agaricomycetes; Agaricales; Schizophyllaceae
Exons: 3
Coding region: 1-360 (119 amino acids)
Source: RefSeq, a predicted model, not a curated record